AACGAUAUCUACGCAUAGGUUCAACCUCCUUCUACCACUUCGAGCAGACACCACUCUACCACUUACAUGCCAAUCAAAGAGAAGAAUACAACGUUUGUCCUUGUACUAAUGCUGCUUCUACUACUGCUACUAAUAAUCUUGGUUCUUGUACAUGUAUUAAUGCUGCUACUGGUAGUAGUGCUGGUUUUGGUACUGGUCGUUGUGUUGCUUAUACUACUUCUACUACUGGUUAUGCUUGUUCUAAUAAUUAUGGUGCUUAUUGUUGGUAGAGCGUCGUGGCUCUUGUCAACUAAUCCAGUAAGUUAAGCAUUUAUAGCAUUUUUAUUAGAACUUCAAUAAAUAUAUUUUUUCUUUCUAGAAGGCA
Rotaria sp. Silwood2 is the source of this 364-nucleotide messenger RNA. NCBI's taxonomy places the organism in Eukaryota, Metazoa, Rotifera, Eurotatoria, Philodinida, Philodinidae. The record is from the annotation of a GenBank genome assembly.